AUGUCGACCCGCUCACACCAAGGCUGUUGGACAUGUAAAAGACGACGACGUCGCUGCGACAAUGCACGGCCUUCCUGCCAAAAUUGUUCCGAGCGUGGGGCUGCAUGUGAGGGCUAUGAAGUUCGACUCAGAUGGGGUACGGGGAUUGCGUCGCGCGGUCACUUUACCGGUGCUGAUAAACCGGUUAAGAAUACUAUGCCGCCGAGGCAGAGGGGGAGACAAAGGGAUCUUAGUAGGGAGAGGAGAAGGCGGGUGGAACUGGAGAGGGACUCUGCUUUGGAUGGGAGUCGGGAGUUGGAACUGGCGGUUUCGCAGAGGGUUGAGGACGAGGUUCUUUUCAAUGAAUCAAGAGAUAGCAUGCUUCAUCCGCGUCUCCCGCAGCUUUGUCAAGAGUCCAGCGCCUUGUAUUCUAUCUGCAUUGCAUUUCAACUCGCGCUAUCGAGCACAGUCUCCUCUCAGUUCUGCGAGUACUUUGACACCGCAUUAAGAACGUUUCGAUCAGAACUAGCGUGCAGCACAACCCUAUCCGAUGGGACGUUGACUUCGGGGCUGCUGCUGUGUAGCAUUGGCUUGAUGCACGGCCUACCCUGGACUAUCCAUUUGGAAGGUAUGCACAACAUCCUGCAGAGCCACGGUCUUGAUGAUUUGCACCGCCAAUCUACACAAAAUCACUUUCGUAUCCACCUCCUCGAGGUGAUGGGGGUGAUGGACCUGACCUGCCUUUCUGUCGGUCGUCAGGCUCCGGAAAUUGGUAUCUGGCGCCGGUAUUGCCAGCCCGUGAUACCCAGGUAUGGUAUUGAGCCUGUCAGUGGUCUUCCUCGUACACUACUUGAUAUCUUUGCUGGGAUCGGCGCAGAGACUACAGAGCAGACUUUGUGGGACUGGCCUGGCGAGCCAGGGAGCUUUUUACAGUGUUAUCUGUGGGAGGCGCAUCGGCUGGCUGGUAUCCUGACUGUCAGAAAACAAGCUAACCCUUCUACUCCUAUUCCCGAUAACAAUAUCUCGGCAUGGCGACAGUCAGCCAAGUGUCCGGCAGAUACAUAUGUUCUUGUUGCGCGGAUCCUGGCUAGCCUUAAUGCUCUCCGACUUGCGACAGCUGAAUGCCCAGCGGAAGAUGUCUUCAUCAAUAACGCAACCCUGUUUCCGAUGUUUGUCGCCGGAUUGGAAGUCGGUGUCCUAUGUCACAAGCCGGAAUGGAAGCAAACCAUUAGGAAGGGUUUGCUAGACUCGCAUCAGUGUGGAAUUCUUUUUAGUCUGCUGGAAGAGUUAUGGCAGAAGGAAGAUCCAAAUCUGAAUGUGCAUGAGUUGGCUCGACGAAGAGGUCUAGAGAUGGGGUUGUUGUGA
This is a messenger RNA of Penicillium concentricum, 1344 nucleotides long. Its product is annotated as Zn(II)2Cys6 transcription factor. The transcript has 4 exons. Gene Ontology annotation, molecular function: DNA-binding transcription factor activity, RNA polymerase II-specific; zinc ion binding; transcription cis-regulatory region binding. Gene Ontology annotation, cellular component: nucleus. Bases 1 to 1344 code for a protein of 447 amino acids. The record is from RefSeq and is a predicted model, not a curated record. Gene Ontology annotation, biological process: positive regulation of transcription by RNA polymerase II. NCBI's taxonomy places the organism in Eukaryota, Fungi, Ascomycota, Eurotiomycetes, Eurotiales, Aspergillaceae.